Molecule: messenger RNA, 3150 nt
Organism: Cuscuta campestris
Lineage: Eukaryota; Viridiplantae; Streptophyta; Magnoliopsida; Solanales; Convolvulaceae
Source: the annotation of a GenBank genome assembly
GUUCUUACUCAAGCUCUCCCAUUGCUUAUUCCCAAACCACAAUAAUGGUUCUCAAACUCUUCCUUCUCAUUCUCUCCUGUCCAAUUUUGGCUCUUUCUGUUAAUCAAGAAGUCCUGUAUCUCCACAGUGCGAAGCUCGGUCUGGAUGACCCGGACGGCGUGCUUUCAAGCUGGAUCGACGGCGAUGACUCGCCGUGUAAGUGGUUCGGCGUAUCGUGCGAUGUCCGAUCAGGUUCAGUCAUCUCUCUCGACCUUUCCAAUACGAAUGUCGCCGGACCUUUCCCCGUUGUUCUUUGCCGGCUUAAAAAUCUGAGCUUUCUCUCGUUUUUCAACAAUUCCAUGAGCUCCACGAUUCCGGAUGGGCUGUCCGGUUGUCAGGCCAUGGAGCAUCUCGAUCUGUCUCAGAAUUACUUGACGGGGUCGCUUCCGGAUGCUCUGGCCGAGCUUCCCAACUUGAAAUACCUCGGUUUAAGCGGAAAUAAUUUUUCCGGCGAAAUUCCGGCGAGCUUCGGGAGGUUUCAGAGGCUUGAAUACUUGGGACUCGUCUCGAACAUGUUGGACGGGACGCUCCCGGCGUUUAUCGGGAACGUUUCGAGUUUGAAGCAGCUGAAUCUCUCGUACAACCCGUUUUACCCGGGUCGGAUCCCGCCGGAGUUCGGGAACUUGUCGAAUCUGGAGGUCCUGUGGCUCUCCAGCACUAAUCUGAUCGGGGAAAUUCCCGACUCGCUGAGUCGGCUCACCAAGCUGGUCGAUUUGGAUCUCGCGUGGAACGGGCUGAGCGGGCCGGUUCCGAGCUGGCUCACUGAUUUGACCAGCGCCGUUCAGAUUGAGCUCUACAACAACUCGUUGACCGGGGAGCUUCCGGCGAAAGGGUGGUCGAGAAUGACGGCGCUGAGGCUGAUUGACGCGUCAAUGAACCAGUUGACGGGGAAUAUUCCGGCGGGGUUGUGCGAGUUACCCCUUGAGUCACUGAAUCUUUACAAUAACAAUUUCGAAGGUAAAUUACCGGAAAGCAUUGCAAAUUCCCCUAAUUUGUACGAGUUGCGGCUUUUCUCAAACAAUCUGAACGGAAGUUUGCCGGAAAAUCUGGGCAAAGUCUCACCUCUGAUUAUGAUUGAUAUCACCGACAAUGACUUCACCGGCGGAAUCCCUUCAUCCCUGUGCGAAAUGGGUGUUCUAGAGGAGGUCCUGCUGAUACACAACUCAUUCUCCGGCGAAAUCCCGGCGAGUUUGAGCCACUGCCACAGCUUAAAACGAGUGAGACUUAUGAACAACAAUCUCUCCGGCGAAAUUCCGGGGGGGUUUUGGGGGCUACCCCAGCUUUCAUUGCUCGAGUUGGUAAACAAUUCAUUCACAGGGCAAAUCGCCAAAACCAUUUCCGGCGCGUCCAAGCUUUCUUCCUUACUCCUAUCAAACAACAGAUUUUCCGGUCCCAUCCCGGAGGAAAUCGGAUCUCUUGAAAAUCUUUUUGAAUUUAUGGGCAAUGACAAUCAGUUCUCCGGCCAAUUACCGGCCAGCAUUGUGAAUCUCAGUCAGCUGGGACGAUUCGAUCUUCACAAUAACGAACUUUCGGGUAAUCUUCCCAACGGAAUCCAACAUUGGAGAAGAUUAAAUGAAUUGAACCUAGCAAACAAUAAGCUCUCUGGGAACAUUCCUCUGGAAAUAGGUAACAUAUCUGUUCUAAACUUUCUUGAUCUGUCAGGAAACCGAUUUUCCGGGAAAAUCCCCAUGGAAUUACAAAACCUGAAGCUGAAUCAACUGAACCUGUCAAACAAUCACCUCUCCGGCAACAUUCCGCCUUUGUUUGCAAAGCAAAUGUACAAAGACAGCUUUCUUGGGAAUCCCGGGUUGUGCGACGUCCACGGAUUAUGCAACAGGCGAGAUGGAGACAAACACUAUGUUUGGUUGGUCUUUGUGUUAUGUGGUUUGGUUCUCAUUCUUGGAGUGGGUUGGUUCUAUUCCAAGUAUAGCAGCUUCAAGAAAGCCGAAACGGCAAAUGAUAGAUCAAAAUGGAUAUUGAUGUCGUUUCACAAACUCGGUUUCGACGAGUACGAGAUAUUGGAUUCCCUCGACGAGGACAAUGUCAUCGGGAGGGGGUUGUCUGGAAAGGUGUACAAGGUUGUCUUGAGCAAUGGGGAAGCUGUGGCCGUGAAGAAAAUCCUAAGCAACACAAAAGAGUGCGGCGAUAUAGAGAAUGGGGAGUCUUCCCUAGGGGACGAUGGGUUUGAAACGGAGGUCGCGAUGUUAGGGAAGAUUAGGCAUAAGAACAUUGUGAAGCUGUGGUGCUCUUGCAUCACUAGGGACUGCAAGCUUUUGGUGUAUGAAUACAUGCCUAACGGGAGCCUGGGCGAUUUGCUUCAUAGUACCAAGAGCGGGUUGUUGGACUGGGGGUUGAGGUAUAAGAUAGCAAUAGAUGCGGCGGAGGGAUUGUCUUAUCUACACCACGAUUGCGUCCCCCCGAUUGUUCAUAGGGACGUGAAAUCGAACAAUAUAUUAUUGGAUGGGGAUUUUGGAGCUCGGGUUGCGGAUUUCGGUGUGGCUAAGGUGGUCGAACGGAACGACAAGGGAACCAAACUCAUGUCUGGGAUUGCAGGAUCUUGUGGUUACAUUGCACCUGAAUACGCGUACACGCUUCGGGUGAAUGAGAAGAGUGACAUAUACAGCUUCGGGGUGGUGAUCUUGGAGUUGGUCACGGGGAGGCUCCCGACAGAUCCCGAGUUCGGGGAAAAGGAUCUAGCGAAGUGGGUGUGCACCACGCUAGACCAGAAAGGCGUGGAUCAUCUCAUCGAUCCAAAACUGGACUCUUGCUUCAAGGAAGAAAUGUUCAAAGUUCUAAGCAUUGGGCUCCUCUGCACCAGCCCGCUCCCCAUCAACCGUCCGUCGAUGAGACGGGUGGUGAAGAUGCUCCAAGAAGUGAGCCCCGCGACGAAGCCUGACAAGGAUGUCAAACCCACGCCCAACCACUGCGACGAUGCUUCUGAUCACGGUAGCGUUGCGUAGAAGGAACGAGUGAAGAGUUACGCUUAGGGACCCCGUUUUUCACCCCUCUUCGUACAUACAUUCACAGACAAGAUAACAAAUGGGGUGAAAAAUGGGGUUCAUUUAGCAUUUUUUUCAUGUUUUAGUUUUGAAAGAAAGGGCUAACUACCUU